This is a messenger RNA of Moneuplotes crassus, 889 nucleotides long. The record is from the annotation of a GenBank genome assembly. NCBI's taxonomy places the organism in Eukaryota, Ciliophora, Spirotrichea, Euplotida, Euplotidae.
AUGAUGGCCAUUAAUCUCAUCUUCUUUGCAUCCUAUGAAUACUCUAACACAUUCCUGAAGAUCCUUUGUGAAAGUAUUGAUGACUUGAUAUGACUUUGUUUCUUUAAGCUUCUCAAAGAGGUAAAUUUUCCUUUUAGUCCUACUUCUGUAAACCUUGCCAUCUCUUUCAUUGUAAUGUACCUUAGCUUUUAUCAUUAGAAACAGCUCACAAUACUAGCAAAAUGAGAAAAAUAAAAGAGCAAGAUGAAAUAGUUUAAAAUUUCUCAAUUCUUUCAUUGAUUAUCUCUUUUGUGGAACCUAGCAAUAUCAAGUGUUCGAUAGAGAUUAAAGGCUCUCCAGUCUUCCUCUGAUUGAAUUUUUCUAGCUAAAUCAGACAUAAAACUGCAGGAGAUAUUAGAUUUAAUAUUUCUGUGAUUAAUAAUUUCAAUAUAGUUUCAGGUAGAAAAUAUUGCAAAAAUGGCUUUAAUUGGGCUUCUAAACUAUUGCAGUGCAGUCACUUUUUUUUGACUCCAUCUGUAAGUAAUAUUCGUAUGUGAGUAAACUAUCAAUCUUCAAUUGGCACAUGAAUAGUAGAUGCUUUGGUAAUUUUUGAUAAUUUAGUUCAAUAAAUCCUCUUGAUUUCAUCCAGUAUUUUUUUGCUUUAUAGAUAUUGGUCUCAAAGGUAAUUUCUUAUGACUAUAGGAUAUUGCAUUGCUCCAAAGCUCUAUAUAUUUACUUCUUAAGAUGUAGAUUCUUAUCUUUUUAAAAGGGUUUGGGAUAUUUUUACACUAUAGUUAUCUCUUCUGCUUCUCAGAAAAGGCUUCAAAGGAAGAAUAAGCUUGUUUUAACAAAGAGAGAAGGACUCUUCUUUACUCUCUUUUUUAUCUUAGACUGACUCCUCUCUGUGUUC